Molecule: messenger RNA, 1487 nt
Organism: Salvia hispanica
Lineage: Eukaryota; Viridiplantae; Streptophyta; Magnoliopsida; Lamiales; Lamiaceae
Product: transcription factor MYB1-like
Biological process (GO): regulation of DNA-templated transcription
Cellular component (GO): nucleus
Molecular function (GO): RNA polymerase II cis-regulatory region sequence-specific DNA binding; DNA-binding transcription factor activity, RNA polymerase II-specific
Source: RefSeq, a predicted model, not a curated record
AAAGGCUGUUAGGUACGAUUGCAGUUCAGAGCUCGCAGCGGAGGAAAUUCAAUUUCUCCCUUUUCCGGUGAAAUUGUUUCGAGAUGAUGAAUGGAGAGCCGCAGGAGGAGGUGUUCAUGGAGGAAGACGGCGGCGGCGCGGCGGCGGCGGGGGACGGGAAGGUGCGGGGGACGUGGUCGCCGCAGGAGGACGCGAUUCUGAGCGGGCUCGUGAGCAAGUUCGGGGCGAGGAAUUGGAGCCUGAUCGCGCGGGGAAUCCCCGGGAGGUCGGGGAAAUCGUGCCGCCUGCGCUGGUGCAAUCAGCUCGACCCCGCCGUCAAGCGCAAGCCCUUCACCGAUGAAGAAGACCGUAUCAUUCUAGAUGCACAUGCAGUUUAUGGAAAUAAAUGGGCUUCCAUUGCAAAACUUCUCCCCGGGAGAACAGAUAAUUCUAUUAAAAACCAUUGGAAUUCUACAUUAAGACGUAGGUGUUUGAAAUCCACGAGAUCACCUCCAGCUCCUGGACAGAUGUUGCAGGAUACCGGCACCAACUGGAUGCAGGCAUCUAUAGAAGGAUCCUCAGCUGGUUCGCCUCUUAACUCGUUCAAAUCGGAAACGCUGGUGAUGUCCUAUCAGCCAAAUUCACCCACUCCUGAACCAAAUGAAGCCAUUGUAUCCGAUGGAUCUCAAAAGUCAUCGAGGUCAUCAGAACUGGAGGAUAUGAGAUUGAUGGAAGAUCAAUCAAACGAAUCUGGAGGGAAUGCAUUGGCCUCCCUUCAUCACUCUGCUCAAGGGGAACAACCUGCAAUCUCACGCCCAGUUGCAAAACUUGGGGCGUUCAACCCCAUUUACAAAGACACACUACUCGCAGGAACAAGAACUGCACAGGAUUCAGGGCUAUGCGGGUUUGUUGACGGGGAGCACGUGAUUCCAUCACAAUGUGGGCACGGUUGCUGUUCAGCUCCCACUGAGAAUCCUGCUCACAGAUCAUUGCUGGGACCAGAAUUCGUGGAAUACGAACAACUCCCUGCUAUCUCAAGUCAGGAGAUGAUGUCCAUGGUGACGGAUUUGAAUAGCAUUGCCUGGAUCAGAAGUGGCCUUGAGAAUACAGGGAGGCUUUCAGCCGAUGCAAGGAGCUCUGCGCUUAUGAACAUGGACGAGAGGAUGAGAAAUGAUCAUUUCUUAUUUACUAGUGUGACGAGCGAAGCAAGGCCGAGCCAGAUGGCAAUGCCAGCGUUUAAUCUCCGUGCUCAGCUUGAAGGCAUGAGCUGAUCAUGUCUUUAUCUGGAAAGUGGAAGCAAUUUUCCACCAUCUUCUCUCUCCAUUUCUUCGGAGAAGAUCAAGAAAUUUUGUUCGAUGAUAUAUCAACAGCAGUGUCUUUAUCAGUCUUCUACUAAUGUUAAUGUUCUUGAUGUAUAGUCCUCUCUCGUUUCUAACAUUUGUCUUAAUUUUGCAGACACUCCAUCAAGUUAUUUCGUUGCUUAUGAAUUUUGUGUUCGUUUUCUUCAA